Molecule: messenger RNA, 738 nt
Organism: Laccaria bicolor S238N-H82
Lineage: Eukaryota; Fungi; Basidiomycota; Agaricomycetes; Agaricales; Hydnangiaceae
Exons: 4
Coding region: 1-738 (245 amino acids)
Source: RefSeq, a predicted model, not a curated record
AUGGACCGAAAAAGACUGGAACUAGUGAAGCCUGGUCGGAUAGAUCAUCUUGAAAGAAGGUGGCUAUUGUUACUUAUUGGCGCUAUUGCAGAUCAUGGACUCAAUUUUUCUUCGAGAUGGAGGUUCAGUUCUGUAGGCCUGACACAGGAAACGUACCGACGGCGGGCGUUGACGGUUUCGAACACGCCGGAAGGGAGACCCGCAAAUGAAUACCGCGAACGCACGCGAGACCGCGACAGAAAAUGUUUAAUAACAGGUCUCGAAUCAUACACCUGGACCCAAUCACGCGCAGCCCACAACACUCAUCUUUCUGGAUGGCUUCAUAAAAGGUUCUACGAGCACAUCAAUGACCCCGGCGGCACACCCUCCCUUCAAGCUCAAGUUGAUCAGCUCGGCAGACCUACCAACAAAUCAAAAAUCGACUCAAUCCAAAACGUCUUCCUACUCCGCGCAGACCUCCAUGAAAGCUGGGACGACUUCAAGUUUGGCAUCAACCCCGAUGCCCCAAUCAUAUCUCGAAUCCGCACAUACGACCACUUGAUCUUCUAUGUAUGCAAGAAUCACUUCUUUCAAUGCGUCUUGAAGAACAUGAAGGGUGCAGGGGAGCCAACAUCGGACUAUGAAGAUGCCUUGGGUGAUGGCGGGUUCGACUCAUCGAGGCAAGAUUUCUGGGGAGAUGCUCAAGGCAGAAAGGCACGAGGUAGGGCUUCGCAACCGACUUUUUGGACACCAAAGUAA